UUUUUCUAUUCCCAUGGCUAACCUGUCCCAGUGCCUGGAAGAUGCCCCCCUGGGCUGCCGCCUACCUGCAGCUCCCCCUGACCUCUACAGCGAGGCCCAGCGCUUGGCCCUUGAGGAGCUGGUGUCUGGGGGCCCCGGGGCCCUGCGGGGAUUCCUGCAGAAGGAGAGGGUCCCUGGUUUUCUGUCCGAGCCAGAGAUCGGGGAGAUCAUGAGCUGUGUCGCCUCCCUGCAGUGCCCGGAAGACGAGGGCUCGGUGUCCGGCACGGCAGAUUGUUCUUCGGUCACUUACUUCCCCGAGCUCUCGGACGUGGAGCCGCCUCUCCUAGAGCUGGGCUGGCCGGCUUUCAACACCGGAUCGUACCGUGGGGCCACCCGCGUGGAGACGCACUUCCAGCCCAGCUUCGGGGAGACCAUCUACAGCUGCAAGGAGGCGGUCCGGGCCCUGAUCCGAGCUGCCCGGGAGGUGAUCGCGGUAGUUAUGGACUCCUUCACGGACAAUGACCUCUUCCGAGACAUGCAUGAGGCUAGUAGGAAACGCAAGGUCCCGGUCUAUAUCCUCGUGGACCACAUGCAACUCCCACAUUUCCUGAAAAUGUGCCAAAAUCUGGGAGUUUCUCUGGAAACAGAACAGCUAAUGCGAGUCCGAACCUUAACCGGCAACAAUUACUAUACUCGAUCUGGUGCCAAGAUUGUUGGUAAGGCCCGAGAGAAAUUCCUCCUUGUUGACGGGCUGAAGGUGGCCACAGGAAGUUACAGUUUCACCUGGAUGGAUGGAAAGUUAAACAGUAGUAAUCUACUAGUUCUGAGUGGCCAAGCGGUGGAGAAUUUUGACCUUCAGUUCAGGAUCCUUUAUGCCCAGUCCAAGCCAGUGAACAUAAAGUCGCUCUCUAUUCCGAGAAACCGCACUGUCUCUCAGCUGUUGUGCAACUUGCCAACUCAUCGAAAGCCAACUGUGAGUAACUUGGUGCAAAUGGAGCUGGCCAAGCUGUCUAGUACUCCAAAGAAAAUGAAUAUUGGUGCCACAGAUGCCUUGGGGAAGGAGGUUGCUGCUGUGGACAACUUGAGGGCUGCAGAAGAUGACUGGAUGGAGAGCUGUGACAUAAUCUCUGGCCUUAAGGAGACAGAGAAUGUGGCCACUCAGACGGAGCCAUGGGAAGCCAUUGCGAGUGUUAAAGGAACGGAUGCAGCCACUCAGACCAGUGUCUAUAGGGCAAGUGCUAUGACACAAACAUAUAUGCCAGCCAGGGUGGCUUCUACCCAAACCGUUAAAUUCUCAAGAGAGAUGACCACACAAACAACAGAACCCUCAGUAGCAAGUCAAGGUCAGAAUGUAUCUCAUCAUUCUACAGCAACUAGAUUGUCAACAGACUCCUCCACCUCUUCAUCAUCCUCUUCGUCUGUUUCUAGUAUGAGCACUGGCUCAAAUUGCUCCAUAAGAUCAUCUGGCACAAUUGUCAGUAACCUGAACCACACUCAAUACCCACUCAGGGACUGCUUUAAGAAACUCACUAAAGACCGCCAAUAUCAUUACUCCACCAUCCGAUCCAAGUUGGACCAUAUGGUUACCAUACUGUCCAGGAAAAACCGCUUCGGUAGUAGUUACCUGGGCUGUGAGCCAACUGGCUAUGGCUUUCAGAGGAGAGAUGUGAUGCACAGUAGCCUUCUCAAUCUCCGUGAUGGAACACGCUUUGCUCCAAACAUCUAAAAGCAGAAAGCAGAAGAAGCCUAGAAAAUUGACUAUACUUUUUGGGCAGCAGUCGAUUUUUGAGCUCAAAAUGAGGAAAUAGUUUGGUGAAACUCCUCAAGGGCCUUUCAAAGUCUACUGAAACUCUGCUGUUUUCAUGGCACUUUACUUCUAAUGUCAAAUACCCUCUGGGGUUCACUACUCUUGUGAUCUAGAUUAAAUCUUUCAUUUUAGUAUGACACUAGCUUCUGUACACUAUCAGUACCAUCAGAAAUGCUCCCACAAACACACUAUUUUCCCUAAAGCAUUAAAAAUGUGAAGCCUGGUCUUUGAGCCGAGUUAUGCCGACAUCAGCAGGUAUGACAAAUUCUGAACCCCCCCGAGGCAAGAAGGGACAAGUUCAGACUACCUUCCAUUAAAGCUGUGGAUAGAACGAGCGAUAUGACUUUAUUUUGUCACCUGCUUUGUAAUGCUUCAGGUUAACCUUCUGUGUAUUUAUAACUCUAAGAAAUAUUGCCAUUGCAGUGCCUGACUGAGAUUUUUAACCCCCCCCCCAUUUUUAAUACAGACUGUAUAAUAUUUGCUCCUUUCCUACUUGUCAAAAACACUUAUUUUUGUGAAAUCUUAGAAUUGUGAUGCUUCGUGUUUGUCUUUACGUACUGUAUGCCGUUAAGCGUCCCUUUUUUUAUAUAUAUAUAUAAAAGUGCUACGUUUCCGAAUA
Spea bombifrons (plains spadefoot toad) is the source of this 2405-nucleotide messenger RNA. It is a transcript of the gene SACK1D, whose product is annotated as family with sequence similarity 83 member D. The record is from RefSeq and is a predicted model, not a curated record. Bases 14 to 1705 code for a protein of 563 amino acids. Lineage: Eukaryota; Metazoa; Chordata; Amphibia; Anura; Pelobatidae. Gene Ontology annotation, biological process: positive regulation of cell cycle G1/S phase transition; regulation of ERK1 and ERK2 cascade; protein localization to mitotic spindle. The transcript has 4 exons. Gene Ontology annotation, cellular component: cytosol; mitotic spindle pole.